This is a messenger RNA of Cyprinodon tularosa, 795 nucleotides long. It is a transcript of the gene cfap20, whose product is annotated as cilia and flagella associated protein 20. The record is from RefSeq and is a predicted model, not a curated record. Gene Ontology annotation, cellular component: motile cilium; ciliary basal body. The coding region runs from base 75 to 659 and encodes 194 amino acids. The transcript is spliced from 6 exons. NCBI's taxonomy places the organism in Eukaryota, Metazoa, Chordata, Actinopteri, Cyprinodontiformes, Cyprinodontidae. Gene Ontology annotation, biological process: regulation of cilium beat frequency involved in ciliary motility; positive regulation of cell motility; cilium assembly.
UGUUGGGGACCGGAAACAAAGCUGAUUAACAAACGCAUCGCUGGUAACGGGUGUGCGUGUUAACCGCGUAGAAAAUGUUCAAGAACACGUUCCAAAGUGGGUUUUUGUCUGUACUGUACAGCAUCGGCAGCAAACCGCUGCAGAUAUGGGACAAAAAGGUUAGAAACGGUCACAUCAAGAAAAUAACUGAUGGUGACAUUCACUCAACUGUCCUGGAGAUUGAGGGAGCAAAUGUCAGCACCACCUACAUAUCCUGUCCUGCUGAUCCCAAGAAGACCCUCGGAAUCAAGCUUCCCUUUUUGGUGAUGAUUAUUAAGAACCUAAAGAAGUACUUCACCUUCGAAGUCCAGGUGCUGGAUGAUAAAAAUGUCAGGCGACGCUUUCGAGCUAGCAACUAUCAGAGCACAACGAGAGUGAAGCCGUUCAUCUGCACCAUGCCGAUGAGGCUGGAUGAAGGCUGGAACCAGAUUCAGUUCAACCUGUCGGACUUCACCAGAAGAGCGUAUGGGACCAAUUACACAGAGACACUGCGUGUACAGAUUCAUGCAAGCUGUCGCAUCAGGAGGGUUUACUUUUCAGACAGACUCUACUCUGAGGAUGAGCUCCCUGCAGAGUUUAAACUCUUUUUGCCUGUCCAGAACCAGAAGGCCAAGCAAUAGAACCUGCUUAGCUGUGCCGUGGCCUUAGUAUUGGUGGAGAGAUUUAUUUUGUGUACUGUAGAUGUAUUUGAAAAUAGCUUGUGUACAUAGGGCGCUGUUGUGUUCGUGUCUGAAAUAAAGAUUUUAUGGAAUCAUU